This is a messenger RNA of Paracoccidioides lutzii Pb01, 1974 nucleotides long. RefSeq lists its product as hypothetical. The transcript has 9 exons. The record is from RefSeq and is a predicted model, not a curated record. The coding region runs from base 1 to 1974 and encodes 657 amino acids.
AUGGCAGCCAGGACCGUUUUUCAAUUCGAUAACGACCAUCGCCCGGGUCUUCUUCGCAUGGGACAGGCCAGAUGGCUGACUAAAUAUGCGGGGAGGAUAACUAGCGGAAUUCAUAGCAGAAAGUUGCGGGAAAUUGGGAGAAAUUACCAGCAUCUGCAAGGACAAUUUGGGAACACUGCCCGCAACGUCAGAAUAACCGAUCUCUUACUAGACAGGUUCCUGUCCCGUAGGUGUCAUCGAACGGUUACUAAACAGGCUGGUACAGGGAAUUGCAAGCGCCGCGAUACAGAUGAGGCUUGGGAUACGUGUUCGACUAUCGACGAGAUCGAAACGUUGACCAUGAUGCCGCCGGCCGGGAUUAAACAAAGUUCAGGCAAGGGCCAUUUUUAUUUGACAAACUCCCCUGUCAUCAGGCAUAUCUGCUUCAGAGGGCAGGCCUACACGGGUUCGCAUCAAUCCAAGAAGGACCAGCACAAACAUGCAUUCCUGGUGCACUUCCAGUUGAACGAAAUUGCGGAGCCGCAAUGCCGGCUGGCUUACUUAUGGGUCGCAUUAUUUCUGUUACACUUGGAAAUCUGGGUUGAAAAAGAGGCACCUGAGAAUUGCCGCAUGUUCCUGGAGUUGAAGAAUAAGCAUAUUUGCCUCCACCCCCCUCCUCCUUUCUAUCGUAUCCCUAGCUGUAUAACUAAAUUUAGACGCGCGGGUCGGCUAAAAAUCAUGUCUAGGCGCCGUGACCAACCUGUAGAGUAUGAAGAACAAAAAGAGGAAUCUGGUCGAGAACCGUGGGCAUCCCGCCAGGGAGGUCCACUGCUGGCUGGGCAAGUCGGAAGGGGGUCGGAUGCACUGCACUUUGCCAUCCAGUCACCCAAUGUUCCAAGAACACUGACAACGUCACAUAAUGCAUAUGCCGUUCACGACCAUGCCGAGAGGACCCGUUACCACGAUGUAGUGGAAUCGACUCGGGGACUCAAUUUGAAUACCCAUGACACGCGACAGGUUGGGACAUGUAGUCGAGAGAGCAAGCGUAUUGAGAAUCCGCACCAGAACGUUCGUUAUCAUCUGUCAUCAACACCACACAAUCCGCUGCUGCAGGCGGCUUCCCCGUACCCGCCAGAUGUUACUCGAUAUGAUAGAGGCCCGAGCAAUCCGCAGCCUGGAUAUUAUUCAGAGUAUCCCAUCCAUCCUGAGGAUAGCUAUAGUUUUCCACCAGCAUUCUCUGGCUUGCUUUACCCAGAUAACCAUCCUCCGGGUUAUCAUAACCCCUGGCUGCAAUAUCCAAAUGCACACCGGUCAAGUCCAUAUGUACCAACUUGGGGUACACAAUAUUACGACCCAAUUACUCAUGUAUCCACAUUCCAGGGACAUGGCAGAAACGCUGCUCCCAGUUGGAGCAAAACGGAAGAAGGUCUUGACCCCGGAUGGAAAAUCGGACCAACCGACGCGGGAGUGUCGUUGGGCGAGAGCUUCUGCGUGAGAGAGGGCCCGAGGAGAUAUUUCAAAACCGGCCAGAUUUUCUCUCUGUUGUGGCACGAACCAGCGGGUAAAAGGGGGACGACGUUGACUUUACACAACGAACAUGUGUAUAGCAAGAUCCGUCGCAUGGUUGUGGUUGCGGAGAAAAAGGACUGCUGCUGGUGUUUGGCCAUUCGCACAUACGGAGGACGUGGUAUCAACAAAACAUCUCUCGACCACAGAGCCCAUGCCAUCAUCCGUAUGCGGGAUGGCCCCAGAGAAGAUCUCAACAGCAAGACUAGUACAAUGAUUCAAGAUGAAUUUAUCGUCGUCCCUGAAGAGGGAGAAACCUUGAUGGGAGCAUCGCUACUGGACUUCGGAAAGGUGUACACGGUGGAGCACAACGUCAAGGUGAAGUCAAUUGGCAAAUUGACGAAUGGAUGUAUUUCCCUCCUUCUUAAGAACUGGAAAAGGCACUCUAUCUCAAAAUCCUCGAGACAUUCUUAUAGUGCAUCUCGGUAG